Molecule: messenger RNA, 1238 nt
Organism: Prunus dulcis (almond)
Lineage: Eukaryota; Viridiplantae; Streptophyta; Magnoliopsida; Rosales; Rosaceae
Exons: 1
Coding region: 37-969 (310 amino acids)
Source: RefSeq, a predicted model, not a curated record
GGACGAAGACGAAAACCCAAACAAACCCCAUCUCAUAUGGACGACAGCUACGAGUACGAGUACGAGAACGACUCGUCGUCUGAGUCCAGCUCCGGCUCGGUGGCCUGCACCGGCAUUAUUAUGGUCUCGCCACCGGAGAGCUCGGAGGACGACGAAGCUCACAACAACAGAGCCUCCCAAGACGUGUUCCAGACCCCACCCGAAUACUCAUACCCGCCAACCUCCGAAGGGAAAACUCCGUUGCUGGAAGUUAAUACGAGCGACGACGAUCCUCCGUACGAGGAUGUUGGAGACGGGAGAGGCGUAAUCGUGGCCUUCGGCGAAGGUACGGGUGCGGUGGAUUUGGGAGGGGACACGGAUCUAGGGUUUGCAGAGGCUGCAGCGGUGGAAUGUAGGGUUUUGAGUAGGGAAUUGUCCCCGGAAGGCGGUUUACUGGAACCCCCAUUGAAGAAAUUGAAGGAUUCAGAGCACAAUUUGGGAAAAUUUGAGCCCUCCUGUAGUUCCACUGAAAGUCUCGAAAUUGACGAUUGCGAUGAGAGUUCGGGUGAGGAAGGUUCGGAGGAAAGGAAGCUGAACUCUUCUGACAACGAGAGCGAGAGUGCUGUCGAAGAAACUCAAUCGAACAGUGAUGAAAAAGACAGCGUUGUGGAGAUGGAGGAUGGCGGCCAGGAAUGCCUGGAUGAUGUGAUGAGUACACCAAAUGUGACUAUUGAGGAAUUGCGGCGAAUAGACAGCCCGUGGCGAGGGCGGGCUCUGCCACGAUCGAUCGUGCAGCCCGGUUCUAGUGCUAUGGAUGGGGAGGAUAUGGUGCAGAAUGAGGUUGCUAUAUUGGAUGUGUUGAAACUUCUGAAAGACAAGUAUGAUGGUGAUGGUGAUGAUGUGGUUGACAAUGGUAGUUUUUGGGAGAUAAGUAGGCGUCGAGGCAUGACUUUUCCCCGGCCAUCGUGGUGGCCAGAAGGCGGGUUCUGAUUUGAAGAAGAGUCAAGUUUGACGAGCAGCAGCAUUGAAACAGAGGUAGGACUUUUGGAAUUUGUAAAUGGGGGGUUUAUUACUAAAGUCAGGAUGAAACAGCUACUUUUAGUAUAGAAAGUCUUGCUUGUGAAUUGGGUUGCAUCAAUUUCUUGUAUUACAUUUAUGUCUAACCUUCUUGGUCUUUUUGCGUUUAUUUAAAAAGAACACAUUGCUCAGGCUUUCUUCUUUUGAAGUUUCACAAUUUGGAAAAAUAUAUCUUUUGAAAG